AUGGAUCGGGCCGGUUCGAGCAAAAAUCCAGAUGACCCUGGAAGGGCGUUCGAUGAGAAUCAGGCGAAGAAGGUGCCAGAUGAGACGCCGCCGAGAAAAAGGGAGAGAAAGAAUGAAGAUGAUAUUCCGGAAGAUUCGGAUGACGAAGACAAUCGAGCAGACAUUGGCGGAUCAAGAAACUAUCCAACGGCAUUAUGGAAUAGACUGAAGAAUCCACCCAACAAUAGACCAACUAUCGAUGUGUGGGAAUUCAAAAUGGACGGAGAAGUGGUCACGAUGACGUUUACAUGUGAUGGAGAGAAGUAUCCAAUGUAUUUCACACCGAGAAGUGCUAUUGACUACCAAAUGCGUUCCGGCUACUGGAUUCCCCGUCACAAUCCAAUGUUCGCCGCGUUGAGAACUCGAAUCUAUUCACUUCCAAAGAAUACAACAUUCAAUCGACUUGUUUUCUCUAACACUCCUGAAUGCGAGGCCGAAGAUUGUCUUAUCGAAUUCAUGUUUAUCAAAAAAUGGACGUGUAAACAGUUGGAAUACACUAUUUGUACGGAAUUCAAUCAACCUCAACACCUUCGUAAACUCGUCCAUAUGUUUAAACCAAUGGAUAUUACUGUAACUCUUAACUUUGGUCCAUACAGCCCACCGAAUCAUCCGAAUCACGGAGAAGUCGCUGUUCACAAUCAUUUGGCCGCUUGUUUCGAUACAACUGUCGAAUUGGAAAAAGAUUUCCGUGUGGAUUGUGCGAAUGCGUUGAAUGAACAACAAAAGAAGGAAUUACAACAUUUAUAUGGAGAGGCGGGUCGUGGAAAAGCAUUCGGAGUUCAAAUGCUUCGAACACUCACUGCACUUCGGAAGUUCGUUGUGAUGAUGGCCGAUAAGAAAAUGGCACAGACGAAGGGAUUGAGCGUCAGAAAAUUCAUUGUCAAUGGUCCAACUCAUGACAAAUUGUGUCCAAAACUGCAAAUGCUAUUCAAAGACGAAGGAAUGGAAGAGGGAAAUAAAAAACGAAUCGCCUAUGCGAAUGGAGAUAAGAUAUUUGUGUGUGUUCGAAGUGAGAUGCGUCGUGCUUAUAAAUAUACGUUGGCAAUGCCUGCGACCGCAUUCAAAAUGCACAUUGGAAACGAUCAGCUGCUCACUUUCACCAAAACAGUCGGAACUUUUCAUUGUCUUUUCCGAACGAAUGUCGACGAGAGAGGAGUUGUUCAGUUGAUAUCGGAAUGGCAACGUGGCGAUCGCUCAUUCGACGACGUUCAACUCCAUUUGGAUAAAGUGAUCGAAACGAAUUUCGUUGAUCAUUUGGGGGCGGAUCAUCAGGAUCCGAAACGAAUUAAAAUUCGACGAGUGAUGAACGGCAAAAAGCUGACAAUGUACAUCGAACGUGAACGUCUCGCCACUCGUCAUCUCUCUCUUCGUGUCAUUGAGACGAAAUAA
Caenorhabditis remanei is the source of this 1428-nucleotide messenger RNA. RefSeq lists its product as uncharacterized. Bases 1 to 1428 code for a protein of 475 amino acids. The transcript is spliced from 12 exons. NCBI's taxonomy places the organism in Eukaryota, Metazoa, Nematoda, Chromadorea, Rhabditida, Rhabditidae. The record is from RefSeq and is a predicted model, not a curated record.